CCAUCUCCGGAUUCCAAAACACAGGGACGUAAACGUUACCGUGUGGUCACAAACCCUGUACAACCAUUUGUGAUGCAAGAGGCACCACAUAAAGACUACCAACGUUGCAUAACAGAUACGACUUGUUUAAAAUUAUUUACAAAAGAUAAAAUGAAGACAAUCUCAGCCAUAAGGGACUACGAACAACAAAUAUAUCGUGAAAAUAAAACUUACGAAAUACACUGCUGUAGGGGCUUAACAAUAGAUUUAUUAAAUAAACUAGCGAGUGAUUUAGAUUUUGAUUUCACGUUAUACAUCGUACAAGAUGAAACGUAUGGUCGCAAGGUGAAUGGAGAGUGGAACGGUAUGGUGCGGGACCUAAUUGACGGUACAGCUCACUUCGCAGUCGGUGCUUUCAGUAUCACUCGUGUGAGGUCGGAAGUGAUAGAUUUUACGGAUCCAUAUUUCUUUUCCGGAUUUUCAAUUUUAUAUUCGGAGAAAACACGGGAAACUAACAUGCAGGCAUUUUUAGAACCUUUCGCAACGCAAGUGUGGUUCGCCAUUUUUGUGAGUGCAACUUUAGCUGCAAUAGCAAUGGCAUUAUUAGAGUGGAACAGUCCAUUCGGAUUAAAUCCAUGGGGUAGAAAACGAAAAUCAAACUAUACCUUAGCCUCAGGACUAAAUAUGGUAUAUUCUGUAUUAUUUGGUCACACUGUUAAAACGAAGUCGCCAAAGGCGUGGCCAAGUAAAGUGAUGCAAAACUUUUGGGCUUGUUCGUCCAUUUUUAUUAUAGCUAGUUACACUGCAAAUUUAGCCGCCUUUAUAGCCGGGAAGCAUGCCGGGAUAGAUUAUACAGAUAUAUAUGAU
Molecule: messenger RNA, 846 nt
Organism: Lottia gigantea (owl limpet)
Lineage: Eukaryota; Metazoa; Mollusca; Gastropoda; Lottiidae
Exons: 1
Biological process (GO): synaptic transmission, glutamatergic; ionotropic glutamate receptor signaling pathway; monoatomic ion transport
Cellular component (GO): postsynaptic membrane; plasma membrane
Molecular function (GO): transmitter-gated monoatomic ion channel activity involved in regulation of postsynaptic membrane potential; NMDA glutamate receptor activity
Source: RefSeq, a predicted model, not a curated record